CUUUGGCCACACCCCCUACACCUUGCUCCGAGCCCGGCCUCCUCCCCUCACUGUGCAUGCGCACGGCGGGUGGUUUAGCGGGUCUCCCCAGUCCAAUUUCCCCCUGGAAGGAAGCGGGGGAAAGAUGCACGCAGGCGCACUGGCAUCUAAGGCUACGCCCAAUCAACGCAUCGAGGCAUCUCCGCGCCCUGUCGGCUCCUCCCUACUCCCGGAACCCGGGAAAACUUCUAAACUAAUCAAAAAAGGCGGAAGGCGGGAGAUCGGGGGACCCACCCGGAGCGCCGCCCAAUAGAGAGGAUGAGGGUAAAUGAGAAGGCCAAUCAGGAACGGCACAGGGGGCGGGCUUGCUCGGCGCGAAGUCUACCCGGGAAUUCCGAAGGAGGGGUCGACGCUGCCCGCGCGCAGAGGCCGUGCCCCUCCCUGCCCCGGCUUCCUGGCUGUCAAACUGCUGCGGGAGCGGUUGCACUGGCCCUGGCAGAGAAGCCUAAAGGAUACUACCUGGAGCAGAGACCACUCCGAGAGUGCACCACGCGGGUAGAUCUGAAACUGCGCUGGUGCCGGGACGUAAAGGGUCGUUUUGCCUUGCGGAAUCUCAAGGAGCGCCUUCCUCUGUUUUAUCCCACCCAGAGAAGCCAGGAGAUUGGAGGCUUCCCGGGAUGUUUGACUGCCUAAGAAUCCAACUUAACUGAGGUGUCAUUGGACGUGUUCCGGUUUUUGCAUUGGGCCAGCACCUUCCUGGGAUUCUUUGGUAGCAAAUCUGUUUAAUAAUCAACUUUACAUUGCGUUCAGGCUACUUGAGCUCUGAAUUUUGACUACUAGAGUUGUGUACUCAAAGUUGAAAUUACACACAGCACAGCUCAUUUGUUUCAGACUGAUACGUUGUUAACUACAGCCAGGGAUGCAUGGCUGAGGAGUGGAAAAGGUGAUGGAUUCCUGAAAGAAAGGUGGUGUGGUGGGGGCACCACCCAUGCUACCCUGCUUCCAACUGCUACGCAUAGGGGGUGGCAGAGGCGGUGAUCUCUACACUUUCCAUCCCCCCACGGGGGCUGGCUGCACCUAUCGCUUGGGCUGCAGGGCCGACCUGUGUGAUGUGGCCCUGCGGCCCCAGCAGGAACCCGGCCUCAUCUCUGGAAUCCAUGCUGAGCUGCAUGCUGAGCGCCGGGGUGAUGACUGGAGGGUCAGUGUGGAAGAUCACAGCAGCCAAGGGACUUUGGUAAAUAAUGUCCGACUCCCACGGGGCCACAGGCUGGAGUUGAGUGAUGGUGACCUCCUGACCUUUGGCCCUGAAGGGCCCUCUGGAACCAGCCCCUCGGAGUUCUACUUCAUGUUCCAACAAGUCCGGGUCAAACCUCAGGACUUUGCUGCUAUUACUAUCCCACGGUCUAGGGGAGAAGCCAAGGCUGGUUUCCUGCCAAUGCUGCCUUCCCAGGGGGCCCCACAGCGGCCCCUCAGCACCCUCUCCCCUGCCCCUAAGGCCACACUGAUCCUCAACUCCAUCGGCAGCCUCAGCAAGCUCCAGCCCCAGCCCCUCACUUUCUCCCGGAGUGGGGGUGGGUCACAGACCCUGCCUGAUCCUACUCCAGCUAGGGAAGUGGGUACCACGCCUGCCCCACCCCCAAGAAAUCGGAGGAAAUCUGCUCACCGAGUGUUGGCAGAAUUGGAUGAUGAGGGUGAGGCUCCCGGGAACCCCCAACCAGUCCUCACAGAGCCCAGGAAGAAACUCCGUGUGGAGAAAACCUCACUGACACCCAGUGGAAAUCAAAGUGGCCGUCCUCAGAAGCACCCAGUGAGUGCCCCCAUGAUUCCCCCUGUAAUUGUUGGGGAACCCUGUGCAGCCCCUUGUUACAGCCUGCCCCAAGAAGAGACAGUGGCCUGGGUUCAGUGUGAUGGUUGUGACAUCUGGUACCACGUGGCUUGUGUUGGCUGCAGCAUCCAGGCUGCCAGGGAGGUCGAUUUCUGAUGCCCAGGGUGUUGUGUUGGGAUCCAAACCUAA
This is a messenger RNA of Sciurus carolinensis (gray squirrel), 1993 nucleotides long. RefSeq names its product transcription factor 19 (gene Tcf19). Gene Ontology annotation, biological process: regulation of gene expression. The record is from RefSeq and is a predicted model, not a curated record. Lineage: Eukaryota; Metazoa; Chordata; Mammalia; Rodentia; Sciuridae. Gene Ontology annotation, cellular component: nucleus. Gene Ontology annotation, molecular function: protein binding.